GAAGAUGCGUGCUGAAUGGCUGAGCUCUGUUUGUGUGUUUCUCCAGGUGUGGUGGAGGGCGACCCGGCGGCCGUCGAGGCCUACAAAUCAUCUGGCGGCGACAUCGCCCGGCAACUGACGGCAGACGAGGUGCGGCUGCUCAACCGGUCCUCGGCCUUCGAUGAUGGCUUCACACUAGUGCACCUGGCCAUCCGCUUCCAGAGGCAGGACAUGCUGGCCAUCCUUCUCACGGAGGUGUCGCAGCAGGCAGUCAAGUGUAUCCCAGCCAUGGUGUGUCCAGAGCUGACGGAGCAGAUUCGCCGGGAGAUCGCUGCCUCCCUGCACCAGCGCAAGGGAGACUUCGCCUGCUACUUCCUCCCUGACCUGGUCACCUUCACCCUCCCAGCAGACAUUGAGGACCUGCCUCCCGCUGUUCAGGAGAAACUCUUUGAUGAGGUGCUGGACCGGGAUGUGCAGAAAGAAUUGGAGGAGGAGUCGCCGGUUAUUAACUGGUCUCUGGAGCUUGGCACGAGGCUGGACAGCCGGCUGUACGCGUUGUGGAACCGCACGGCCGGAGACUGUCUGCUGGACUCAGUGCUUCAGGCCACCUGGGGGAUCUACGACAAAGACUCGGUCCUCCGCAAGACGCUGCAUGACAGCCUACACAACUGCUCCCACUGGUUCUACACACGCUGGAAGGAGUGGGAAUCCUGGUACUCUCAGAGUUUUGGCCUGCACUUCUCCCUGAGAGAGGAGCAGUGGCAGGAAGAUUGGGCUUUCAUACUGUCUUUAGCCAGCCAGCCUGGGGCAAGCCUGGAGCAGACACACAUUUUUGUUCUUGCACACAUUCUCCGUCGGCCGAUCAUAGUCUACGGAGUCAAGUAUUACAAGAGUUUCCGUGGUGAGACGCUAGGCUACACGCGAUUCCAAGGUGUGUACCUGCCUUUGCUAUGGGAACAGAGCUUUUGUUGGAAAAGCCCUAUUGCUCUUGGUUACACAAGAGGCCAUUUCUCUGCAUUGGUUGCCAUGGAGAACGAUGGCUAUGACAAUCGAGGCGCAGGCGCCAACCUCAACACUGAUGAUGAUGUCACAGUGACGUUCCUGCCACUGGUGGACAGUGAGAGGAAGCUGCUGCACGUCCACUUCCUGUCUGCUCAAGAGAUGGGGAACGAGGAGCAGCAGGAGAAGCUCCUGAGGGAGUGGCUGGACUGCUGUGUGACGGAGGGGGGCAUGCUGGUGGCGCUGCAGAAGAGCUCCCGGCGCAGGAACCACCCCCUGGUCACGCAGAUGCUGGAGAAGUGGCUCGACGGAUACCGGCAGAUCCGCCCUUGUGCCGCCCUCUCAGACAGCGAGGAGGAGGAGGAUGAUGAAGACGAAUGAGUGGCUGGAUGAGAGUGCACUAAGGGAGAGACACUGGGGUGGGGUGGGGUGGACGGGGACGCCCUCAGGGUGGUGGUGAUGGUGGUCAGGGUGGGGCAGGCGCAGGCGCACCACAGAUCACAUACUUGCUCACACAUUCAUAGUCAGACAGAAACACACACACACACACACACACACACACACACACACACACACACAGCUCUCCUCUUCCUAGCAGAGGUGUAUGGCCUGCUACCAUUUCAGAGCCACAAAAGACAGCCGAGGUGAGGAGCAUGUUUUGUUUUUGUGGAGCUGGACAUUGAACCCCUGCCUGAAACACACCACACCCAUUGCAAAAAAACCCAGCUGUGACUGGAUAGAGCAUCAAGAUCGAUUUUAAAUAAAGGAUUCUAGUUUGAGGAAAUGUUAAACUGUACGAAAUAAUCAACAUAUAUAAAUCUAUGUAUAUUCUCCCGUUUCUUCCCCUCCCAUCAAUCUGUAAAUCUGUAUCCAUCAAGAAUGCAUGUGAUUGAGGGUGUGUUAUAGGAACGUGACCAGCAUUGAAAGAGGGAGGUCUUUAAAGAGAUUUAUUAUGGGCACUUACAAAGCACAUUUUCCAAUGAUAAUGUUUUUUUUUUUUCUUUUCAUAAGAGUUUCUGGUUGGCUUUCUGAGAUAAAUGUGAGUUACUAGAUUGAAGUAAGGCCACAGAAGCAAUCAUCGGUCACCACAGCCUUUACAGCAGAUUGAAAGUUGUAUAUCUGUUGUAAAGUUGUUUCUGUUGAUAUUGACAGCCACUCACACACUAAAAGAGAUUAUUUGUGGCAUAACAGCCUGAGAGAAACCCCCUGGAUGGCAAUGACGGGCCACUAUCCCUUGUUUUUAUUUUGUGAAGUUUUCUUUUUUCUCUUGUUUACCCCUGUUGCAAGCCUUCUGAAAUAUUUUUGUUGACUGUAUUUAUUUGUUUAGGAGUGCUAGCAUCAGAGGAGCUGUGUAACUUUACCCCUCCCUUCAUGACAUGUUCUGUUUCCCCCCUUCUGUGGUUCUGUUCAUUCAAUCUUGACAAAUGUUUAUGUUGCACAAAAAUACAUACUCUUGCUGUGAGAAAAAAAGAUCUGUACAAGUUUACUGACAUUUUGAACAAUGUGUUAUCUAGUACCUCGUGAUGUUAUGACCCGGUGCUCCCUCCUCGAAGGAGGGAGGGGAUGGACACCAAACGCAUCCAGCUUCUGCAGAGUGCAUUAACAUUAAAUUAGAAACACUUCUAUCUUACCUGCCUCUCACACUGACUCCUUCCUCAUUCAUAUGAGUUAAACAGCUUCUGUUGAAUAAAUAUUUAUUUUUAAUUAAA
Messenger RNA from Clupea harengus (Atlantic herring), 2687 nucleotides. Its product is annotated as ubiquitin thioesterase ZRANB1. NCBI's taxonomy places the organism in Eukaryota, Metazoa, Chordata, Actinopteri, Clupeiformes, Clupeidae. The record is from RefSeq and is a predicted model, not a curated record. The transcript has 8 exons. Gene Ontology annotation, molecular function: K63-linked polyubiquitin modification-dependent protein binding; cysteine-type deubiquitinase activity. The coding region runs from base 16 to 1359 and encodes 447 amino acids. Gene Ontology annotation, biological process: protein K33-linked deubiquitination; protein K29-linked deubiquitination; cytoskeleton organization. Gene Ontology annotation, cellular component: nucleus; cytoplasm.